AUGAGCCAAAACACACCAACCACAUCACAGCCUUCCAUUCAAGAAAUUCAAAAGGUUUACAAGCUGGUCGAGGAGAGAAAGGACGUGAGUGCUUUGAAAGAAUGUGAUAUCAUGUUAGACAAGUAUCCCGAUUCUUCUUUCUUUCUCGCAUUCAAAGCUCUGACUUUGAUGAAUUUGGGAAAUCGGAAGGAGUCUAUCCAAAUCAUUGAUGAUAUUUUGGCUCAGCCUAAAGUUGAUUUUCACGAUUUCAUUGUUCGUACUUUGGGUAUGGCUCUUGAGCGAGUUAAUGAUUUCAAGCGAAUUUCCGAGCUGUAUGAAAGAGUUUGUAAUGCCAUUCCGACCCAAUCGAUCUCAAAACACGAAAGCACCAUCGAAAAAUAUUUUUACAGCUUGGUGCGAAGCAAUCAACUUGAAAAACAACAAACCACAGCAGCCAAGCUUGCAAGACAUUUUUCUGACAAUCAGCUUUAUAACUAUUGGAAUAUUUGCAGCAUGCUGUUGUUGGGAAAGGAAAAGCCAUUAUUGUUUAAACUCGCUCAGAAAGUCUUGGAAAAAGAAUUUUCUCUAAAUUCACAAGACGUAAAAAAGUUGGAAGGCAUUAAUUAUUCUGAGAGACUCAGAUUAUAUAUUGAGUCUGUGUUGGAUGCUACUGGAGAUUAUGAAGGAGUCAUCAAUUUACUAAUCCAUGACGAGCCUUGGGGAAAAGAAUUGGAACCUCUCCCAUAUGAUCGAAAGGCAAUUUUGGCAGGAUAUUGUCUCAAAGUUGAGAAAUAUUAUACGUUGGCAAAUGGUAUUUAUGCUCACUUACUGCGAAAUGCAGAUGCUGAUGAGUGGCCUUGGUGGACUGGGAUUAUCAGCUCAGUUCUAUUGAUCACUCAGAGUGGCCAAACGAGCUCCUCUUUUAUUGAAUGGGAAGGAAAGAAAUUAGAUUGCUAUACAACCAUUUCGGAUUUACAAAAGUUCAUCAAAUCUCAUCAAGCAGGAGAUAAGAGAGGACCGUACCUAGCUGAAAUGGAGUUGAUAAAGGUUGUCAAGCAAAAGAAUUUAGAAUUUGAAUUCGACACCAAGCCUCAAGAUUUAAUUCUCAACUAUUUCAAAUUAUUUGGCUCGAGAAAAAUUUGUUAUGAUGACUUGAAGGUUUAUCUGGAGUUGGUAUCCGAUCAAUCUCAUCUUCUCCUCACUAUUUAUUCAUCCAUUGAUGACAUGAAAGUUAGCGAAUUAGAUAGGAUUGAGUUUCAAUCUACAUUUUUCAAGAUGCAAAGACAUACCAAACAAAAUGUUUGCUCCUCCAAUGAGGACGAUUUAAUUUUGAUGCUUAUUUCUCUAUACGCAUCUGCUCUUCCUCUCGGAAAGAACUUACAUGAAACUGACAACCAAUACGGUGACGAGUUUUUGCUGAUUGCUGCUCAUUACCUUUUGGACAAAAAAGAUUAUGUUUCGACAAUUACUCUUUUAGAACUUGGGCUGAAGAGGGCUAAAUACAAUUUUCACUUCAAAGUCUUGCUCAUUAGAGCAUACUCUGCUCUAAGGUCAUUAUCCUCAAGAGGGUACACUAUUUUUAUGAACGAUUUGGAUGUGAAACAUAUCCAGUUUGAGAGCAUUAGUUAUUUAAUUUAUCAUGAUUUGAUGAAAAUCGGAGUUAUUGACAAAGCGGUAAAGGUGGCUGACAAAAUAUUGGGCUUUUAUUACAAUGAGCAUGUUAUCUACACAUCACAAUAUCUAGCUUUACCAUAUCAAAAACAGAGUUGGUCAAAAAUUGGAGAAAUGACAAAGUUCAAUGAAAAGUUAGACUCGUCGUUUCAAAUUGCAAAAUGUCAAAUCGAUAGGCUAUACCUAAGUCUUAUCUUUGAAGAUGUACGCUCAGCAAGAGACAUUUCAGAGCACUUGAAUAUGAUCGAUUUAGACGAAUUCAUUUACCAUAGGGUCAAAUCUAAAAAUAAGGAAUUUUCAUAUAAUGAGGACACAUCCAUUCUUAAAUAUUUUGGAAGUGAUGAAUUGAAGAAUAAUGUUUUGAUUGCUCGCGAGUUAGUUGAGAGACCAGACUUGGAAGAGCCUUUUACAAAACUUAGAAUUAUUGAGCUUCUUGCUGAUUUUAUCUCUAAUAAGGAAAUUGUUACGGCAAAACCUCCCAUGCAACCUACUGCUGCAAAUACAAAGAAAAAGAUCUCAGAAAAAGAACACUUGGCUCAUGUUGCAAAGCUCAAAGAGCAUCAACGAAAAGUGGACACAGCAAAACGACGUUUAGCAGCUCUCAAAGAAAAAGCUGAAUUUUUGGCCAAACAAAUCGUUAAGUCCACCACCGUUCCUCAAUAUUGCACCGAAAUCACCAAUUUCAUCAUUUCAGAAGUUGGAACAUCUGGCGAUGAAGGAUCAAAGGUAAAAUUAUUAGAAGAUUUUGUUUCCUUCUUUGAAGCCAUUAACCCACUAAGAAAUGAGAAUGAUUUGGAAUUGUUGACCAAAGACAUUAUUUGGGAAAUUUCCUUCUUCCAGUUCAUGUAUGCACUUCUCAAAGAUUUGGGAGAAAAGAAAUAUCAAGGUAGUGUGGCAAAGCUCAAGUCUGCAUUGCUGUCAAAGGCUACCCAAGUUGAUUCCUUUAUCAAACAAAGCAGAAAGAAUCUCUCAUCUAUUAGUGAAAAUAGCACUAACCGUGAGUUGUUUAAACCUCUUCUGCCAUACGAUUGGGAGACCACAGAAAAGGAAGUUGUUCUUGAUUUGAAUCAACAAAUUCACAAAGGAGGUUUCUUAAAUACCAAAGUUGAGCAAAUUAUUGGCAACAUUAUCUUCCAACACAACAAGUAG
Molecule: messenger RNA, 2799 nt
Organism: Naegleria lovaniensis
Lineage: Eukaryota; Heterolobosea; Eutetramitea; Acrasida; Naegleriidae
Exons: 1
Coding region: 1-2799 (932 amino acids)
Biological process (GO): N-terminal peptidyl-methionine acetylation
Cellular component (GO): cytoplasm; NatB complex
Molecular function (GO): protein-N-terminal amino-acid acetyltransferase activity
Source: RefSeq, a predicted model, not a curated record